AUGCUCUACAAGCAAGACAGUCUGGUCGCACUCGAGGAAAAGCUAGAUCGAAUCGACAGAGAAGAGCCUCGUGUUAUCUUUCUGGGCGAUCGCCGCCGCGAUAAGAACGAAGAGCGUAGAACCGCCAUGGAUGAGAUCGACAAAGAGCUCGCGUCGUAUGCGCAGAGAGACAUCACAAACAUCAAGAAUUGGGUGCGAGAAACAGGCUGUAUAACGCAGAGCGAGAUGGACUACUUGAACCAUCCACAAGACCUGAUGGCCGUAGGGGCGUCUACGACCGACGGAGCGUUGAGCCAACUACAAGGCCCCGUGGAAGAUCUGGUCAAAUGGUUACUAACGCGCUUCCGCAGCCUCGAAAGACUGGUGAGCAACAUCAACCGCAAGGACCCGUUUUGA
Messenger RNA from Alternaria viburni, 396 nucleotides. RefSeq lists its product as uncharacterized. The record is from RefSeq and is a predicted model, not a curated record. Lineage: Eukaryota; Fungi; Ascomycota; Dothideomycetes; Pleosporales; Pleosporaceae. Bases 1 to 396 code for a protein of 131 amino acids. The transcript is spliced from 2 exons.